Nematostella vectensis (starlet sea anemone) is the source of this 404-nucleotide messenger RNA. RefSeq lists its product as uncharacterized. Bases 1 to 381 code for a protein of 126 amino acids. The record is from RefSeq and is a predicted model, not a curated record. The transcript has 2 exons. Lineage: Eukaryota; Metazoa; Cnidaria; Anthozoa; Actiniaria; Edwardsiidae.
AUGAUGUUUGUUAUACACUGCCGGAGGCAUUACGACCAGGCGACACUGGCUCAGCUAAGUGACAUGCUCUACCACAAACAUCAGAUGCCAGCACUUGCUAGAGUUGAGGGAACCAUCCUGAGCGCCCUGACAGAGAAAAAAGUGGAGACAUUUCAUUCAUUGCUACGAAGAAAUAUAGAGCCUUGGAGUAAUGUGGCACAAAUUCAAAACGCUGCAAGAAUCCUAAAUACAAACAGGUUACACAACAACUUUAGUGACAACUUUGUCAACAAAUACCAAAAGGAGAGGGCAAGUGCGACUACAGCAUUGUUUGCGGAAAAGUGGCAGAAUUUCUGGUUGAUUUGUUUGCUGAUGUAUGGAACUGCCCUGAUAAAGUGGUGAUCCUCCCAAAAGGCCGCAAGAAA